Messenger RNA from Zingiber officinale, 2318 nucleotides. RefSeq names its product sucrose transport protein SUT4-like. The record is from RefSeq and is a predicted model, not a curated record. NCBI's taxonomy places the organism in Eukaryota, Viridiplantae, Streptophyta, Magnoliopsida, Zingiberales, Zingiberaceae. Gene Ontology annotation, molecular function: sucrose:proton symporter activity. Gene Ontology annotation, biological process: transmembrane transport. The coding region runs from base 235 to 2040 and encodes 601 amino acids. The transcript is spliced from 14 exons. Gene Ontology annotation, cellular component: membrane.
UCUUCGCUCGCUUCUCACCGCCCGCGGCCUCUGUUCGUUCUAACUUCUAACAUUUCUUCGAUUCAUCUUUCUCUUCCUCCUCCAAGUGAUCGCACCAGUUUCCUUCCUCUUCCUGACGCUCUCUCCCCACUCGUCCUCUUCCAUCGUCCCUGAUCCGGACAACUCCUUUCUCUCCCCCAACGCAUCCUGACUCCGUCCCAUCCCCGCGCGCAGGAUCUAUGAUCCGUAUCUACCAUGGCUUCUGAUGCAGUCCCCAACCGACUGCAAUACCGUCACCUGGACCAAGCGGAGGUCGAGCUAGCCCAUCUCGACGGUGAUUCCGGUCCUCGAGUCAAUGGAUCUGGGGUUAGUAUCCCCGUCUCUUCUCCCUCCGCCGCCGAAGGUGCCUCGCCGACCAGGACAGGAAGUAGCUUGAAAACGCUGAUUCUUAGUUGCAUGGUCGCUGCCGGCGUUCAAUUCGGGUGGGCUCUGCAGCUCUCCUUGUUGACGCCUUAUAUCCAGACACUAGGAAUAGAUCAUGCCUUUUCUUCAUUCAUUUGGCUUUGUGGACCUGUCACUGGUUUCAUUGUUCAACCAUGUGUUGGGAUUUGGAGUGAUAAAUGCCACUCGAAAUAUGGAAGGAGGCGACCCUUCAUUUUUAUUGGCUGCCUCAUGAUUUGUUUUGCUGUUACCUUGAUUGGGUUUUCAGCCGACAUUGGUUUCUUUCUAGGUGAUACUGAUGAACAUUGCAGUACUUAUAAGGGUCGACGAUGGCGAGCAGCUGCUGUUUUUGUAUUUGGUUUUUGGAUGCUGGAUCUGGCUAACAAUACAGUUCAAGGUCCAGCUCGUGCACUUUUGGCAGAUCUUUCAGGUCCUGACCAGUGUAAUUCUGCAAAUGCAAUAUUUUGCUCUUGGAUGGCUUUUGGCAAUAUACUAGGGUUCUCGGCUGGUGCAAGUGGGCUUUGGCACAAGUGGUUUCCUUUUUUGACGACGAAAGCUUGCUGUGAAGUUUGUGGGAAUCUGAAGGCUGCUUUUCUUGUUGCUGUGGUUUUUUUGGUGUUUUGUAUGUCUGUGACUUUAUAUUUUGCUAAUGAGAUUCCCCUGGAACCAAAAACUGUGCUACAUUUAUCUGAUUCCUCACCUCUCCUGGAAGAUCCGGGACAGUACCAGGGCCAAUCUGGACAAGAUGGGGAGAAGAUUGAUGAUGGUCAAAUUUUACAUAUUAAUUCUUCCAUGGGUGGUAAAGGUGUAAUGGAAGAUUCUUUGGAAUUUGAGCACAGCAAUGAGAGCGAUAAAACUGUGGCCUUUGAUGAUGGACCUGCUGCAGUAUUGGUUAACAUUCUUACAAGCUUGAGACAUUUACCGCCUGGAAUGCAUUCAGUGCUACUUGUUAUGGCUCUUACUUGGUUAUCAUGGUUCCCUUUUUUCCUCUUUGACACUGACUGGAUGGGACGAGAAGUCUACCAUGGGGAUCCAAAUGGGGAUGUUACCGAACAAACUGAUUUUCAAACUGGUGUGAGAGAAGGUGCAGUUGGUUUGCUAUUGAAUUCAAUAGUUCUGGGAGUUGGCUCUUUCUUUGUUGAUCCAAUGUGCCGAAAAAUGGGGCCAAAAUUAGUAUGGGCUAUGAGCAAUUUUACAGUCUUUAUCUGUAUGGCUGCCACUACGGUCUUAAGUUUACUGUCUAUUAGCAAAGGCUCGAGGCAUAUUCAACAUGUAAUUGGAGGCAACAAUACAAUUAAAGUGGCUGCAAUGGUUAUUUUCUCAGUUCUUGGUUUUCCUCUAUCUAUAACCUACAGUGUGCCAUUCUCUAUGACUGCUGAGUUGACUGCUGGAACUGGUGGUGGACAAGGACUGGCUAUUGGAGUUUUGAAUCUUGCAAUCGUCGUUCCUCAGAUGAUUGUGGCGAUUGGUGCAGGGCCUUGGGACGCCCUUUUUGGCGGAGGAAACAUCCCUGCGUUUGCUCUAGCUACCAUCUUCUCUUUCGCUGCUGGCAUUCUUGCCAUUGUAAAGCUACCAAGUCUCAAUUCCCAUACUUCGGUCGGCUUUCAUGGGUUUGGUUGACUUCCUACCAACACAAGUUCUACAAGAGGAUUUUGUAUGUUAAUGCCUCAUCCCAUUCAUAUUCGUUCCAAUUUUCUUUUAUCAUUUAUAGAUGUAUCUAUGUUGAAUAAACAUUCUUCCACCUAUAAGAUACAUAGGGAGUUAAGAUCAAAUGCCCAUACUAGUCCUUUCACUCUAGGAUCAAUACUUGAAUAUGAUGAUUUUGUAUUAUAGCUAUUCUGUUAUCACACGCUUCUGCUGUAAGCGUUUUAAUCAAUUAGAAUAUCAAUUGGUAUCAA